AUGGCUGGAGUGCCCACAAUCUCGCUCCCUGAACUGCGUUCGCUCCUGGCCUCCAGCCAGGCCCGGCCCAUCGAUGUGAGAUCUCGGGAGGAGGCGGCAGUGGGGACCAUCCCGGGGGCGCUCAACAUCCGGGUGUCCGAGCUGGAAAGUGCCCUGCAGAUGGAGCCUGCUGCUUUCCAGGCUUUGUACUCUGCUGAGAAGCAGAAGCUGGCACAGGAGAACCUCAUUUUCUUCUGUCACAUGGGCAGGCGGGGCUUGCAGGCCACGCAGCUGGCCCAAGGCCUUGGAUACACCGGGGCUCGCAACUUCGCAGGAGCCUACAGAGAAUGGUCCCAGAAAGAAGGUUAG
Messenger RNA from Zalophus californianus (California sea lion), 348 nucleotides. Its product is annotated as thiosulfate:glutathione sulfurtransferase-like. The record is from RefSeq and is a predicted model, not a curated record. Gene Ontology annotation, molecular function: thiosulfate-thiol sulfurtransferase activity. The transcript has a single exon. Bases 1 to 348 code for a protein of 115 amino acids. NCBI's taxonomy places the organism in Eukaryota, Metazoa, Chordata, Mammalia, Carnivora, Otariidae. Gene Ontology annotation, cellular component: cytoplasm.